AUGACAAGCCGGUGCUACGCAGUGUCCGUUGGAAUCCCCACAACCAAAAGAUCGUUGCCGCUGCUGGUGGCAGUUCCAGAGGCAUCAGGUUGUAUCAUAUUGAAAGAGCGCACAACCAGUGGCGACCAGGGCAAGCCACUCCGGCUUCUCAGAGACUGCUCGAGCUCUGGGCGGGGUAUCAAUACCCUGACUUUCUUUGCUGCUCGCCAUGGUCUGCUGAUGGCAGGGGACCAUGAUGGGGGUGUGCAGUUCUGGGACCUUCGGAUCGGCCCAGUGCCGCAGCUGCUGCUGAACACGCCAGACAUGAAAAAGCGACCAACGCAAGUGUUGUCUCUGGCUGCAGAUGUGGGUGGAGAUAUAGUGGUGGCAGCAACAAACACUGGGCGGGUGGAUUUCUGGGACAUUCGACAGUUGGGUGCAUCAAGUUCGCCCAGCCCUGUGACCCUCCCUCUGUAUUCUCUGAAUGCAAGGGAGCAGUUCUUCCCCUAUGCUGGUUCUACGAUUCGCUGCUUGGUGCAAUCACUUGUCCCCGAUCCUGCCAACCCCAGGGCGCUGGGCUUUGUCGCAUUGCUGGAUCACGCGCAAUGGGUGGGGAACCUGGACCUUUGUUCCUUGGCAGUUGUGCACAUGGCAUGCCAGUCAGAUGUCUUGAGUGGUGAUGGGGGAGCACCUGGGGGGAUUGCUGACACAACACAAUGGCGGGGCUCUGUGCGACAAAAGGGAACCUGGCUCAGCGGAGGUGGCACAUUUGUGACAGGGGACUGCUUCAAGCCAUUGGUCCAUGCUGUCAACAUGUACCCUCUGCAGAGGAUGGGAAAACUCAAGGAAUCGAGAUCUGAAAAUGCUGAAAACAGACAACUGGAAGCUGAUGCACCUGUCCAUGACUACCAGCCAAGCAACCCCACUCAUGCCUCUUCCUUCGUUGCUUGUGUGGCAUGCCAUCCAGCGGUCGAUGAUGCAAUUGCUGGAACAGUUGCCCUGCCCUGGGAAUCGGAGAUGCUGUACUAUAGUGUGAAGCCUGGGUGCUGUGGGUCUCUGGACAACAAUCAACGGGAUGGCAUGUUGGGGAUGUACAAUGGGUAG
Molecule: messenger RNA, 1083 nt
Organism: Ostreobium quekettii
Lineage: Eukaryota; Viridiplantae; Chlorophyta; Ulvophyceae; Bryopsidales; Ostreobiaceae
Source: the annotation of a GenBank genome assembly